Molecule: messenger RNA, 570 nt
Organism: Nakaseomyces glabratus
Lineage: Eukaryota; Fungi; Ascomycota; Saccharomycetes; Saccharomycetales; Saccharomycetaceae
Source: RefSeq, a predicted model, not a curated record
AUGGUGAGGAAUAAACUCCCGAGUGUUGAUGAAGAUGAAGCAUUCUAUCGCCUUGCUGCUGAUGCCAUCAAUUAUGUCAGAUCUCCAUCAUUUCAACCCAAUGCUGGUAAUACGCCAUCGCUUAUAGUCCAUGAAUUGACAUUGAGACUGACAAACAUGAACAAAGAAGUAGCGGUGCCUCACAUCAAACCACAUUUAAUACCAAUGUCUUUGGAUGAUCAUGUGGAGCAAAUAAUUCCUAGUAUAACGGCGCAAGUACGACGAGAGAAGUCUGGUAUAAAAACUGCAUCGAUAGAGCCGCCUAAUUACCUAUAUGACAAUGGUAAGCACACAAGAAGGCGAAGCAAUCAGAAAAUAUACCCUUGUAAUAUUUGUGGAAUAAGCUAUGACAAGUUGACAGAUUUGAGAAAGCAUGAAAGAGCCUCCCAUGAGCCUAAACAAGAGAAUGUAUGUAUGAAUUGUGGAAAGAAGUUUGCUAGAAAAGAUGCCCUAAAGAGGCAUUUCGAUACUGUUUUAUGCCAUGUUGAUAAAAGAAACAAUCAGAUAUCACCACGAGAACGAAGUAAAUGA